CUUCUGAUAUAGGCCAUGGACGGAGUCGUCCACAAUGGCGUCAAUCUUGAUGUAAAGGUCGGAGAUGGUUUCAUGUCUUGGAAUAAUUCACACAAGAUUCGCAAUUCAUAUCUCUAUACAUUGGAUGGGCAAUGGACAACGUAUGGUCCUGUUGAAAAAUAUUUGUAUGUUGCGUUGAAUCGUGUUGCUUAUGGCAACUUUAGGUCUGGAAGUGGUCUUUGUAAUGUCAGGAUAAAGAUGGAACGAAGUAAAGGUGGGAAGUUAUUCUCUAAAAAUGUUUUAAGAUUUCUAUAUAGCACAAAUUUACAUGUCGAUAUAAUCAAAUUAAGUAUCAAGUAUUACGUUUCCUUAUUAGCCAUUCCGAAGUGGAUGAGUGGACUGGGGACGAGCGUUAAAAAGUGAGAUUUUAAUUCAAAUUAAGAAAUGAACCAAAUCACUAAAAAGACCACCUCAAAAUUAGUAAGUAUACAAAGUUUGAAGACGUUUACAAGAAUAUCCUUCGAAUAAUAAGCUUUCGAAAAUGGUGAUAUUUACUAUGAAAUGUAUUGUAAUUUUUGUUUUUGGGACGCGCGUCCCAAAAACAACUUUUAUUAAUCAGUAAUUUUACAAUUUUUGAAAGCUUAUUAUUCGAAGGGUAUUCAUGCAAACAUCUUCAAACUUUGUAUACUUACUAAUUUUGAGGUGGUCUUUUUAGACAUUCGGUUUAUUUCUUAAUUUGAGCACUUUUUAACACUCGUCCCCAGUCCUCUCAUCAACUUCGGAAUGGCUAAUUACGAUUACGAUUAACAUUUCUAUAGCGCAAAUUUACAUGUGGAUAUGAUGAACUGUGCUUUACAUCAAGUAUUAUACGCUUACCUAAUUAGUACAUAUUUAGCCCAGAUUAUUUUAUCUCAAAAAACAAUUGUGAUAUUACUUUCAUAACUGUGUUUAUCCUAAUCCACCCUGUCAACAUUCCCUGUGGGAGGAAACCGGCGUACCCGGAGGAAAACCCACGACUUUCGGCAGAGCGUUGACUGACUCUUCACAUGAGUCCAUAGCGACAAUCGAACUCACAAACUCAGAGGUGAAAGACGCUUACUCUGACGACUGCGUCACCGAAGCUCCAUUACAUUGUAACACUUGCUAUUUGAAUUGUAAUCUAAUAAGGGAUUCGUAUAGGGGGUACAGAAUAAAAGCUGUGCAUCCGCUUACACGAAUUGAAGAUCAUUUCAAAUGUAAACUGUUCCCAUUUCCCAAUUGAAAUGCAAUUUUGCAAUUGAAUACCGCGGCUUUGAUGGUGUAGUCGUCAGAGCAAUACAACUAUGACAUUUAUGAUCGGUUCGAUGCUCUCCUUGCCCACUCAUAUAAAAUGUCCCAUACAAUGAUAGACUAUGCAGACUUUGUGAGUUAAAUGAAGCAGGAGAUGAACAUCACUUUUUAAUGUCUUGUACAAACAUGAAGUUCAUCGACCUCAGGACAAAAUUCAUUGAUAAUUGAUAUAAAAUAAAUAGGUUUUUCAACUUAUUUACUUCGGAAAACCUAUUUAUAUAUAUUAUGGCUAUGAAGGAUAAGUCAAUAUGAAGUUAGUAGGCAAAUAUUGUUUCGACGUUUUGGCUGCUUUUGAUAGCCUGGUCUAAUUACUCACGUGUGCGUGUGUAUGUAUGUGUAUUUAUACAUUUAUCAACUUUUUUCAUAUAUAUUAAUAUCUAUGUUAUUGUUAUAGACCGCAACGACUUAUUUAGUUAUUUACCCAUGUAUUCUAUGUCCCAAUAUUGGGACUUUGUUUGAAUAAAUUAUUAUUAUUAUUAUUAUUAUUAUUAUUAUUAUUAUUAUUAUUAUUAUUAUUAUUAUUAUUAUUAUUAUUAUUAUUAUUAUUAUUAUUAUAAAACUAGUAAGUCAACGCAGUACCGAAGAAAGUUGCAGGUUUUAUCCGGAUGCUCCGGUUUCUACCCACAGGGAAGGUUUCUAUCCUUACUCUGACGACUGCGUCACCGAAGCUCCAUGACAUUGUAACACGUAUUAUUUGAAUUGUAAUCCAAUAAGGGAUUCGUAUAGGGGGAACAGAAUAAAAACUGUUCAUGAUCCGCUUACACAAAUUGAAGACAUUUCACAUGUAAACUGUUUCCAUUUCCUAACUGAAAUGCAAUUUUGCAAUUGACUACCGCGGCUUCGAUGGUGUAGUCGUCAGAGCAACGCAACUAUGACAUUUAUGAUCGGUUCGAUUCUCUCCUUGCCCACUCAUAUAAAACUAGUAAGUCAACGCAGUACCGAAGAAAGUUGCAGGUUUUAUCCGGAUGCUCCGGUUUCCACCCGCAGGGAACGCCGACAGAGUGAGUUAGAAUCAAAAUUAAAUAACCGAAAUAUUUUUGCGAGAAAAAUAUAAAGUAAUCUUUUCUAUAGACUAAGUACGUUUCAGCAUUUGAAAAAAAUGCUAGACAACAAUCGACACCGAAAUACUGGUGUUGUCUUUCGCCCCCAUCAGAACGUCGCCAUAGUUUUCAUCAUGUCAGUUGUGAAGUAUUAUUAUGAGAAACGUCUAUUAACAUUCUUUCAUUCUUAAUUGUUGUAUUAAAAGUCGGUUUUACCAAAUUGUUUUUUUCUGUCGUUCAUGCAGUGCUGUGAAUGAUAUACAUGAUUCGGCGAAGAGCCUUUUCAACACCCGUUUCCGUAUGUACAUCAACGACCAAAUCAAGAAAGUGAAACUUAAUCAAUUGGUUUCGAAUUGAAGCAAGACGAUUGAGGCCCUAAUUAACGCUUAAUUAACAGUUAACUCAUAUUUGUGUUGAGAAAUAAUAUCGACAAAUUCCGUUCUCUAAUGUUUAUUAAAAUCUGCGUUAAAUAGUUCCAAUAACAAGUCGGAAUUAUACUAAAUUACCAAAGUGAUUUUUCGUGUUGACAAAAACAUUCACUUCUUAAACUCUCUAAUAUUAAUUAAAAACGGCGUCAAAUAGUUUAACGUCAGAUUAGAAUUCUUCAUAAUCUCAACAAUGUCGGUACUUUACGCCAUUAUCAUCAAUGGGAUUUACCACCUCCGCAAUUUAAAAAUAAACUGCCCUUGGAUUACAAGAAUUGGUAUGAUGAUUGUGACUGAAUUCGCACAUUUUAAAGAAAGAUACUCCAUGCAUAUACAGUAUUCGAUUAUAUGUUUCGAUUUUUGUUGCCUUGUCAACAGUCGACACCGUGCAAACUAUUGUGUGUAUUAAACUAUUGAGAAACAACAUGGAUGAGAUUAGUUCUGAACUGAUUAGCUGAACGUGCGCAUUCAAUUUGGACUUGUUGUUAUUUUGCGCGAACAUAUUUGCGUAUUUACUGCUUGUUUUUCGAUUGAUCGUAAAUGAUCAUGUUGAGUUUAUGGCGAUUGCAUGCUGCUUGGAUGUUGCAAAAACACUUUUUUGACAUUUAAUGCGUUUUUUUUUUCAUAUUAGAAGAUAACAACUCAGUCCUGUCGUGUUGAUGAUGAUUCGCGCUAAAACUACAUAAUUAAGCACCCUUGGACUAUAGAAGUUUAGCAUUCUUUUAACGCUGUUUGCAGGUUGCACAUUCGCUGUAGGCUUGCGCAAAUGUACGCAUUUCUUUCAGAGAACAAUAGAGACCAAGCUGACAUCUAUACUCAGAGCUUCAUUAGGUAGCACGCGCUAGCGUAAUUUUGCUACUAUGCAUUCUGUUUGCAGGUUGGACAUUCGCUGUAGGCUUGCGCAAAUGUACGCAAUUAGUUUAAAUUUCUUUCAGAGAACAAUAGAGACCAAGCUGACAUCUACUCAGAGCUUCAUUAGGUAGCACGCGCUAGCGUAAUUUUGCUACUAUGCAUCCUAUUUGCAGGUUGGACAUUCGCUGUAGGCUGCGCAAAUGAACGCAAUUAGUUUAAAUUUCUUUCAGAGAACAAUAGAGACCAAGCUGACAUCUACUCAGAGCUUCAUUAAGUAGCACGCGCCAGCGCAAUUUUGCUACUGUGCACGCUGUUUGCAUGUUGAGUAUUUUCAAACAAGUGUGCGCAAUUAUUGCAUUUUUUGUAAACACCAGCUGUGAACAAGUUUGUGGUAUCUUUCCGUAUCCUUGAAAAUUAUAAACAUUAGGUCUUCUACCGUUUUGCCAUAUAUGGUACUAUUUGCAUGUCGCGACAUUAAUCUGAUAUACUUUUGUCUCAAUAUGCCCACUGGCGAAAGGUCAAAGCAUUUGCAAUCUUUGACCCUAAAGAACACGCAACAUAAGAUGUGUACACUUAAUAUAUAUUGCAUCUGUCGAUGUACUGUAUGUAUAACGCCUAUUUAAAUCUAUAUCGAAUUGCGCCUAAUUACAUUUAAUUUAAGCAAAAGUAAUAGCAAUGUGAUUUAAUUUGUUUUUUAACUAAAUUCGAUCAAUAGCAAAAGCGAAAACAAAAUAUUAGCGAUGAAUGGUCUUUAGACGUUUCUUUCCAGACGUCUAUUUUUGGCAUAUAGACGGAAUUACAAGGAUAUCCACGUAGCAAAUUGGCAUGUAUCUUUGUUUUUGCACAACAGGAAAAAUUAUGUAAUAGAUAUAUAUUAAAUAUGAGUGGGUGACUGUGAAGUAUUGUUUAAUAAACGAGCAGGAGUGUUUUAUUAGGUUUAAAGCCACUGCACGUGACAUAUUAUGGUUGACAUGAUUUGCCAAUAAGCUUAUGAAUUGUAAGUGCAGUCACUCAAAGUCCUCUUUUACAGGAACCUAUUUAAAACCAGAUCGUCAAUAACAUUUCUUGCACAUUUUAUAUAGAACAUUCAAAAUUCCAUGUGCAUGAAUUGGCGUAUUUCAUUUUCUCCUUGAUUAAAAAGAACGAAGGGAGAUAUUGAUUCCAGAAUUGUAUCAAGGAGAUUGUGGUUGCAACCCGACGAAUAAAUUGUCAUUGCACAUCACGUUAGUUCCGUAUGAGAGUGUACGGCCAUGCAAUAUUUAAAAGGAGCUGUGUAAUUACGCUAUAGGCCUAAAGCACAUAAGUUUACAACUGUGUCUUUGCGACCUCUGAGAUUGUGGGUUUGAUUCGCGUUCGAGACUCAGGUAAUUCAUGAGAAAAGAGCAGGGCCUCUGUGAGGGGGGGGGGAGGGGCAAAUUGCCCCGAGCAACCACCUUAAUAUGGCCCCAACUUCAGAGCGAGAGCCUAAAAUUGAGUAGGUUCUUUAAAUUGGUCACGGCAUUUUUGAAAUUGAGGGCUCUUUACAAUACCUCUACAUUCAGUUUAGCUAAGUUCUUUUCUCAAUCUCUUUUAUGUAAUAUAUAUUUUCCUUUUUAUUUCAAGAUUUAUAUGUUUUAUAUUAUAUACCUUUUGUUCGCAACACUUGUUAUGAAGAUGUUAUAUAAGCAUAAGCAUAGACCUAAUGGGAAGAAUUGUUCCGGGUCCCGCGAAUUCUCUUGGCGGCCCUGGAAAAGAGUCAGUUAACAUGCUACACUAAGAACGUCGUGACUCUUCUCGGCGUUACUUGCAAUUAUUGCAAAAGACAGCUCAGUCUGAUCCAAGACUUUCUUGGAUCGUCCCUGGAAACCGCAUUAUGACAGAAUUAUACGUACAUGAUCACAGAACAGCGCUACGGUGGAAGGGUCACUUAGGGGCUUUAUAGUUCCCAACACACCCUGCCAAAAUUCGCCCACCUUCCUGGUAGAGGGGGGGGGGAGAGAGAACGGAAGACUCACCUCCGUUUUAUAAUUAUUUUUCCUAGUUGACGUUUGUACGAAAAGAAAUAAUCCAUGCAGCAGAAAUGCCGUAUGUGUGAAAGGAAAGAGAGGUUCUUACGAAUGUGUCUGUGAAGAUGGAUACAGGAAGAAUGGGAAAAGAUGCGAAGGUAAAAUUCAAGAAUAAAUCUUAUAAAUUAUGCAGGGAGUCGUGCACGCUUCAAGGGAUAGGUAUUGCCUUUUCUUUUCAUUAAAUAGUUGCUUUCCGCCUUUGGGUAAAAUCUGUUAAUUAAUUCCUAAAAUUCACUAUAUACAAGCGCAACGAAUCAUUUUUAACUCAUAGAAUACAAGCAACACAGCCUAGCAUCACAUUAUCAUGUUUGUUGUAAUGUUAAUUCUAUUUUCAAGUAAAUUUCGGUAGCACAUCUAGAUAUAGUUCAUACAGUAACUAAAACAUAGCUGGAACAAUGUAAUUUGUACAACUAUGGAAUUUUCAAUUAGAAGUAAUAUAUGAACAACUAGAGCGAGUGUUUCACCGGGAUAUCCAAACACGAGAAAACAAUGUAUGAAAACACGAGCGCGAAGCGCGAGUGUUUUCAUACAUUGUUUUCGAGUGUUUGGAUAUCCCGUUGAGACACGAGCUCGAGUUGUUUAUAUGGCUUCUCAAAUGAAUCGAGACGUAACAGAAUGUUUUCGUUUGCUGAUUUGAAUGGAAUUCUUAACCAAGCAUAACGUAAUUAGGAAUUCUAUUCAAGUAAUUUUGCAUGCGUAAUUAAGAUAUUUGAUGAAAACACUAGUGACUUUCAUCAAGUAUUCAAAUGGCAUCUUGUGAUCAAAUAAGUGAUUAUCAUUGGAUGAAUUGCUCAUGAAUUAUUAAUGAAUUUGAGAAAGUUAAUUACUACAUUUCUGGAUAGUUAACAGCUUUAAAAUAGUCCCUCCCUUUUAGAUGGCCAUUGACGAUAAUGUAGUCGUUCAAAGAUGUACUAUUUCGGUCACUGUCAGUAAUAUUAAUUGUCAACCUCGUUCCCAGGGCUUCAGUGUGAGGACGAGGCGAUACAUGAGGAAGCCCUGGUCCCGGCCGGUCACGUGACGUCAAAAAAUGGCAGUAUUUGACAGCUACUCGUCAAGGAGUGGCGAGAUAUUCUUUAAUGAAAUAUUCAAGUCUUCGAAACAAAUAAAUAGCCAAAAGACUUCUCAAUCGAUAUUAUUUAUGUGUAGAGCGAAGUUUGGGACGAAUCAGCUAAAAUCUAUGAAGAUCCCGUCUAUGUUUUCGAAGAUAUACCAAUAUUUCUGGAGAUUUUCAACUACAGGCAAACUGCAUCCAAGUACAGAAUAUUGUAUACGGAUUCGCUUGUUUCGCUGGACACCAACACUUGCCGUUCAGGAGCAAUGCUUGCCUACAAAUUUUAUCCCCUUCACAAUCUUUGUUUUAUUUUAUCGUAUAGUCGCAAUUUUCAAGUAUUCGGGGUAUUCUGGAACUGUGAAAAUCGGUGGCGUGACGAAUCUUGUAGGGACUACAUCGGCCAAGGCGUAGAGCUAUUAAGUAAACAGGGCCUAAAUUACUUUAGUAGUUUCAUUUAAUUGUUUGUCUUGCUUUUAUUUGUCAGUACAGAAUAUUGUAAAUUAAAAUAUUACUACAAUGCAAUACGCGUAGUAUUUCAUCAGACAUCUGCACUACAUUAUAAAUACUGUACAGGGAAAACUACGGCUCAAAUAAUAGUAGACGUUUCUUGUUUUGUCAGGCUCGCGUCUCAGCUCACGUCGACACGGCUUUUGCGUUUUGUAACCGGCCGAGGCGAAAUCAUGCAGUCGGGAAAACGUCUCAUUUUGAAAGAUUAUUUUGCAAAACAUACUCGUACACAUAAGAAUCAUAAAAAUACAAAUGUUGAAUUGUUAUUGUCAACUGUUAAGUUCAGUUAUUUUUAGACAAUAUGGUGUUAGCCAAUCAGAAUGCAAAAUUGACCGGCCCGGACCAGGGCUUCCUCGUGUCUCGCCUCGUCCUCACACUGAAGCCCUGGGAACGAGGUUGAUUAAUUGUUUAUAAACGUCAGAAUAUCAUGUAUAACGUGGUCAUCAAGUGACUAGAAGUAUAUGCAUAUACAUAAUCUCUCGCCACGAUUACAAAACCACAAUAUUUUCAGUCAAACAUGAAGUAUUAGCAGUAGUAUUAGUUGCUAUGGUAACACAAUUAUUUAUAUUUUUGUACAAAAUUGUAAAAAAAUAAUUAAUGGAGUACGUACAGUAUUAUUUUUAAUGGAAAAAUCAUCAAUUUCCAAAAUAGAUAUGUUAGGUUUGUUAUUAUACGAAAUAUAAGUUGCAUGGAGUUUGGUAACGUCGUACCCAGGAUCUUUCUUCUUGGAGAGAAAAGACUCUGGUAGACGCUGGUCACGUGAUCUAUUAACUAUCUUGGAUUCCUUUAAGACAAUCAUAGAAAAUGCAAAUUAUAAUUAAACUAUAAAAAUCAUCCAAAUAUCAAAUAUAUAUUGACCUCAUCUUGGAUUGCUAAUUAAAAUGGCUGCUAGAUUUUAGCAGAUCACGUGACCAGCGUCUACCAGGGUCUGUUCUCCCCCCGUCAAGAGGAAAGACCCUGGUUACGAGGUUGGGAGUUUAACAAUGUAAAUCAGUUUUAUACGAGAUAAAAACAUUUUGAAAAGUUUAUAAAGCUUAACUAAACUGCUUUUUAUCGAAAAACCUCAAGUUUAAGCUAAAAUCAUUUGUAAUUAUGCGAUUCUUUCAGUCUCAUUUAUGUAAUAUAUAUUUCCUUUUAUUUAAAGUUUUAUAUUAUAUCAGUAAUAAUAAUUAAUGAAACUAUACACUGCAUACGAUGGGUUUUUAUACGCAUAGCAUUAAUUCAAUACAUCAACAUUUAAAGCACCCUUGCCUUGUUUUACGUUAUUCUGCAAUAUAUAGCUCCUAAUUUUUUGUUAUUAAGAAAAAGCGAAUCAAAUGUUUACCUGCGCCUCUCGCUAAAUGGCUUUUCCGCCUUCGCUUUGAUGUAUUUCAAAUUCCACGAAUCCUACUCCUGAUAUUCGCCACAUUUUUGGGCGUAUAGAAAUCUUACUUAUUCGAGUUGAUUUUUAUUCCUCUAGAUAUUGACGAAUGUUUGCAAGAUAAUGGUGGCUGUGCGCAUAUCUGUACGAACUUGCGAGGAAGUUAUGAAUGCAGUUGUAAAGGUCUUGAUUACAGACUUCAUGCGGAUAAACAUGAAUGUGUUGGUAAGACGCCAUUUUUUAAGGUGGGCUGAUUUAGCAAAGAACCCACUGGAAAGUAUUACUCUUAACGUCUUAUCACAGCAGUAAUUAAUUUGUCCUCAACUGCAUGUCAAACCAAACAUUCAUUGCCAUUGCGUUGGCAACACAGAGACGCCUGAGACGUGAUUGAAGAUUUUAGGAAAUACUAGCAUGAAUAAGAUUUAGCCUGUCUCUUUAAUUUUGCACUGCACUGCACUGCACUCUAUUUCACAUUACGACCAUUUACACAAGUAGUCACCUAUAGUUCACAAACACUUGUUAUGAAGAUGUUAUAUAAGCAUAUACAGAGCUAACGUGGUUUAUAUCGUUGCUUCGCAAUUCAGAACAUUGGAUAACUCGCAUGCAUAGUCUGCGACUAUAGCACAUUGCAUAAAUCGUUUUUCCGUGUUUGAAGAAAAAGAUCUAUUGAAAGAGAUAUUUUGUUAUGAAAAAGAUGCAUUGUUUUUCAUAAGAUGCAACCUUACUCCCGUCACCAUCUCUGCAAAAUCACAUACCACAUCUAACGAUCUCUUCAUUCCAUCAAAACUGUGACUUGUUCUACUUCAUCUCUUCUUCUUUCCUGUUCCUUGCCAUAACUAUCUUACUCCCGUCACCAUCUCUACAAAAUCACAUCAUGUCCACCACAUCUUACGAUCUCUUCAUCCCAUCAAAACUCUGACUUGUUCUACCUCAUCUCUUCUUCUUUUAAAUUCCUUGCCAUAAUUAUCUUACUCCAAUCAGCAUAUCUGCAAAAUCACAUCAUGUCCACCACAUCUUAUGCUCUCUUCAUUCCAUCAAACUCUGACUUGUUCUACUUCAUCUCUUCUUCUUCAUAAUUAUCUUACUCCAAUCAGCAUAUGCAAAAUCACAUCAUGUCUAUCACAUCUUAUGCUCUCUUCAUUCCAUCAAACUCUGACUUGUUCUACUUCAUCUCUUCUUCUUUUAAAUUCCUUGCCAUAAUUAUCUUACUCCAAUCAGCAUAUCUGCAAAAUCACAUCAUGUCCACCACAUCUUAUGCUCUCUUCAUUCCAUCAAACUCUAACUUGUUCUACUUCAUCUCUUCUUCUUUUAAAUUCCUUGCCAUAAUUAUCUUACUCCCGUGACCAUCACCAUCACCAUCGCCGAUAGAAAUCAAACUUGUGAUUUGUGCGAUCUUGUAACCACAUCCAAAUUGCACUCCACUCAGUUUAAUUAGUAUUAUUUGUAAUUUUGUGUAGAUCUAACCAACGUUGAUUCAAUCACAAGAAAAAUCAGACUGAGGAUCCAAGUUAAACAAUGCAAGACAAACGCAAAAAUCGCAUCAAACAUCAAGCGAGAUCUUCGUCUACUGAUAUCUAAAGACGUCUGUAGCGCUCCAUGUGAAAUCCAUGCUGUCACACUGAAAUGCCGAAUACGGAAGAAGACGAACAUACUUCUAACAAAUUUUGAGAUCAAAAUGGAUCCCAAUGUGAUCUUCUCCCGUGCAAGGUGUAACUCAUCCUGUCUGAAAUGUAAAGCAGAGAGCAAACUACAAAAGAUUAUUUCAAAUUUAAAACGCCUAGUCAAUUCAGAUAAGUUUGUUCUUGCUUUUGAUGGACACAAAUAUCUGUUGGACCGGAAGGAUGUUAAGGGAAUGAAGCCAAGAAGUCGCUGUGAAAGGACUUCCAAGAGAAACGGUAAGAGUUUUUGUUUGGAAAGAAAUGCAAGCUGGACUUGCUGCCAUUUUAUUGAGUUAAAAAAUGUCCGUGGUUAUAAAUUUUUAUUUUCAAAGCAACAAAGAAUGCAGUGAGGCCAUGCAGAUAUUGCAUGGAUUGGUUCGCUAAUUAUGUUCAGGUAAAUUUCAAUUUUCAACCUACUCUACCUACAGGAGUUCGCGAAGAAAAAACAUAUAGCUAAAAACUUUUUUAAUUUGGGAGGCUCGAUUGCACAUCUAGUAAUGCCUUUGACUUUCUUCCAUACAAAAGCCCCUACUCAAGGCAAGCAACUUAGCGAAAAUCACCGUGUUGUAGCCUAGCAGGAAUUUCGAUUUUGAUUUAUCGACAUUUUGCAGGCUCAUGCCGACGUGGUAGUUACUUUGACGUCAUAUCUCAUCAAUGUUUAAAAUGUCCACGUGGCACAUAUCAAAACCAAGAUUCUGAAAAAUUCUGCUACCGUUGCCCCGGCAACACAACGACACUUGAAUCUGGAGCGAAGAGUAAAUCAAAAUGCAUAGGUAGGUAAAUUAUAUUAACUUUUUUAAACUUUAUGCUAACUAGAACUUAACUUAACUUUAUAUUAACUUUUUUUAACUUUAACUUUUUUUGCUUUAACUAGUCAAAAGUAAAACCCUCAGUUAAAUAGUUAAAUCUGAAGGUAGAUAAGUUAGAUUUGAUUCACCAACAGGGAAAUCCGUAGUUUAAACUGGUAAACACAGUUUCGAGACAUAGUUGUCUGCUACAAAUACACUCUUUCAAUAAAGUUGUCAAAAUGCAUAAAAAGGGAAUAAUUGUAAUGGUAAUUCCAGAUUAUACUGUAUUGUACUGAUUACCAGACCAUUUUGAAAACCUAUUUCUUUUAAACGGCAAGUACAUAAUUAUAAUACUAGGAGAGCUAAUGAAUUUUACAUUGCAAUUCCAAGAACAAAUCUACGGCAAUUUUCAAUUAAAUAUCAAGGUCCACUUCUUUAUAACAAUCUAAAUAAUAAUAUAAUAAAUAGUGUAUCAUAUUCGUCAUUUACCAAAAAAAUGAAAAAGCAUCUCUGCUCGUCAUUAAACUGUUUUAAGCUGUAAAACGAAGAGAUUUACAUAAAAAAAAUAAAUUCAGAGGCGGCAGAAAAUCGAGAGGCGGGCGGUGACGCUAACCAAGUAUUUUUUUUUUUAUUUGGCCUAACUAUGUGUGACGUUUCUAAGGGGGGGUGGGGGGGGGAAACGAACAUAUGACGUUUCUCAUGGACGAAAUCGAUAUGUGAGGCUUCUCUUAUAUUAUAGAACCAAUUAUGUUCAUAUAUAUAAUUAUCAUUGAGAUAAAUUUAACAUAAGAGGAGGUUUGUUACACAUAAUAAGCCAAGUGGUUUUUCAUCAAACCUCCUCGUCACAUAAAUACCUACUCUUGUAAACUGUUAUUAUUACCCUUUUGUAAAUUAAUACUUUUUUAACCUUUGUAAAUAAUUAUCUGUGAUUGUGUGAUUUGUGUGACAAAUCUAAUAAAUUCAAAAUUCAAAAAAAUAAAAUUCAAAUUCAGUAACUAUUAAGGCCUAAUAUUUCGGACAAACUAACAAUAUAACUAGAUUAAGUCUAAGAAACUCACUGAGAUAAAACAAUGCCUAAACAUUUUUUGGCAUUACAAUCGCAUUAGAAUUACAUAGAUGUCAAAACAAGUUAAAUCCCUGACAUCCAGGCCCGUAGCAAGGGGGGGGGGGGUAAUUGGUGGUCGUAACCCCCCCCCCCCACACACACACACACACACACACACACACACACACUUUUUGUAAUGAUCAAUAUUGUAAUUCUUCCAAAAGUGAGAAGAAACUAGGGGGGGUUAAACUUUCUUUAUACAUUAAUUUGACGUGUUAUAUUAUUAGUUUAUUACGUACAUGCUUUGUUAAUCUUGUAAAUAUUUCAUCUAUGGCAUAAAAUAAACCAAAUUUAUGGCAUAUAGGUCACCAAAAGGCCAUGCCAAAUAUGCGCGUGGGGGCGUUUCGCUAACCUUAAAAUUAAAAAAUUUCCGGGGACUAUGCUCCGGCUUUUAGAACAGUACUUUUAUGUAUUUGGCACUUUAGACCCCCUAUUCGUAUGGGGCUGGCUACGCCGCUGCUGACAUCUGAUUAAAAAAUGCGUUGCAGGAAAUCAAAUAUCCAAUUAUUCGUCAGAGCGAGCGCCGUUCACCUCUGAGAACGUGAUUCGAUUCUCGCUACAGCCUAUGCGCUACAGCCAUGCGCUCUGCCGAUCUGCGCUCUGCGCUCUGCCGAUUCUCGCUACAGCCAUGCGCUCUGCCGAAAGUCUCUGCCGUCGCUCCGAUCCAGUUUCCUUCCAUAGAAAUAGUUGACCGUGUGGAUUAGGAUAAACACAUUUAGAAAAGUAAUGUCACAAUUGUUGUAAAGAUAAUUACUAAGUAUAUAGGUAAUACAAGUAAGCGUAGUACUUGAUGUAAUCGGUCACUGGAAAGCCCCGUUGGGCUAAAAGAAAUCGUGUGAGUUAUAGACCUUAUUCAUAAAUCGUGACGAGGCCUCGUAUCCUAGGAUACGGGAACAAAACGCGGGAAAACAAGCGAAAACUGCUUGACAAGCCAAAUUCAGAUGCUAUUGUGUCGACCUUAACGGCUUGUUUCUUGCUGCUUUUUGCGAUUCAUAACGAUUUUUGUGUGUAUUUUAAGACUUUGUGCCCACAACGAAAGCGUGAACGAGUAUAUUAUAAAAGCGACCGGUUUUUCUCCCGUUUUUGUGUGGAAAAAAUGACAACGUAGCGGUGGUGUUUAUCCAGAAGCGAAAAACAGUAUUUUACUGAGAUUUUAACGUCAACAUAAAGGUUUAUUCCGUGAAGAAUCAAGACAACUAUGGAAUGGAAGUAUAAUUUUUCGAAUUUGACAUAAAUAUGAAAGAAAAUAACAGUAAAAAAUCACAAGAGAACGUCAAAUGUUAUUGAUUCGUACGGGAAAAUAUGAACUAUGGCUGUGGCUCGAUAACAUUCUGCAAGCAGCUUACAAGUUUAAAAAAUGAAGGCUACAUUACCUGAGUGAGUUGUAAUCCCAUUUCUUCAACAAUAGUUUCAUAUUUCUUACGAUUUUGGUGUUGUAUAGACGUUUUGUAGCCUUGUUGGUUGUUUGUUUCGGCCAUACAAACUACGACAAUAAUACAAAGUCAAAGGUUUCCUUUUUCGAUUGACUCCAGCAUCUUUUGCUUCAAAUAUCAUGUAAUAUUUUCUCAGAAGUAUUUUUUCAACUUUCAAGCUCAGUUUUAUAGAUAUUAUUUUCGAAAAAAGCCGUAAAUAUUCACGAAAAAAGGCUGCCAUAGCCGACAGCAAAAAAAACAUUUUGUCAAUUUUCCCGCGUUUUUCCCCGUUUCCUAGGAUAGGAGGCCUCAUCACGAUUUAUGAAUAAGGUCUAUGGAUGGCCAAUUUCUCACUUGAGCUGCAUGCUACACUUCUUUUACAACUCCGUGGUGAAGACGCAAGUACUCUGUAAAUGACCACUGCAUGCAUAAUAUAGGGCUAGCCAGCAUCACUAGCCAGCAUUGUAGAUGGUUUUGUAGGUGGAAAUUGCGAGACCAAUCAUUAGACCUAUAACCAGGAGCAGCUGCGAAAAAUGCAACUAUUGAGCAUGACCCUCUGGUAGGAAUAAAAGCCGCGGCCUUGUGAUUCUGGCACAGCGCUCAAACUAAGCCGCGUUGUCAAGCUCUCGACGCAAGGGCAGUUGUCAAGCUGUCAAGGGCAGUUGUCAAGCUCUCGACGCAAGUUCUUGUUUAUAUACCACACAUGGAAUUUAAUUUUACUGUUCGAAACAAGGGCAAACCACUCAUUUAAAAUCCGUAUAAGUCCGGCGAAAGUUGGGAACUCUGUAAAAGUUUACCGAUAUAUGCUUCACAAGUAAAAUUUCUAAAAAUUCAUAAAAUAUUCGCUUGAGAUCUAAUUUAAAAAUUUACCUCUUGAUUUAAUUAAAUCUUAAUGCAUGUGUUUAAACACUUAUGCAUGUGGUUCAAUAUUAUCCUGAGUAAAUACGGAUUCUUACGACUGUCCAGGUACUGAUAUUUCUAACAGUAUAUUAUACUUAUAUUCAUUCAGCAAAAUCGGAUAUAGUUACUUUUUAACGCAUAUAGCUUCAUUAGAAUAUUGAAAAUAAAUAAUACUAUUUUAAUUGCUACAAAAAGUCCGAUGAAACUCCCAAAUCGUUCUACCAUAAAAUAUCCAAACUUUCGAAAGUCCAGAAGUCUCGGAUAUUUUUCAAAAGUGAUUUGCCCGUCUAUCUCAAAUCUCCAGAUUUUCCCAAACCAUUAAAUGGAAUGGGACGGAGCACGGUCAUGCACAUGAUUGUUCUGAAAAGUUCUGACGGCCCUGAUUUUCAAGUAGUGCGAGGGAGAGCAGACUACAGGAGCCAGGAAGUUUUCCCAUCAAUGCAUCCAUUGAAAUUUUUAAUUAACAAUACACAUCUCGUAAAUAAAUAAUACGAAUACCAUUAAUAAAUUAAUAUUCUGUAUAUUUUUUCGACUUUAUCCUGGGCAAAACAAUUAAAAACGUGUUUUUGUACAAGUAAUCCUCCAACGCACGAUGCCUGCUUGGGUUUCAAAGCUCUAUCCACAAGUUCAUGUAUGUAGGCUAGGGUACUGCCAUGUGUAGGUCAUCGUAUACCCUAGUAUAUUUACAUGAUCUUGUGGUUGGAGGUCGACAACUGGUCUCUGUAGCUCAGUUAGUUAGAGCGCUGCACCUUAUUUAUUUAUUUAUUUACUUAGCUUUGCCAACUAGUGUAGGGUCACCACAACAGCAUAUGUCAAUUACUGUGGGCCCUUUUUACCUAACCCACCCUGUCAACUUUCCUGAGGGAGGAAACUAGAGUACCUGGAGAAAACCCACGACUUUCGGCAGAGCGUUAACUUUUACUCUUUUCACAUGAGGACUGGGUUUGAGUCGCAUUGAGAAAGUUCUCACUGAGAUUUGAACCUGCAGCCUUAGAGGUGAAAGGCAAGUGCGCUAACAACUUCACCACCGAGGCCCCAGGAAUUCGCAGGACCACAGGUUCGAUUCCUGCCAGGAACUUAAAGUGGCAAAGCUUGCAUUUUUCGCAGCUGUUCCUGGUUAGAUCCAAUAAUUGUAUAUAAAUUUCCUCUGGAUAAUUUCCAUCUAGAAUACCCUUCUACUAUUUCAUAUUGCUAAAGUGGUUUUUUUUCUUCUGUAUAGAAACGAACUGUGGAUGGUCCUUGAAGAAUGCCAAGUCAGGUUUCAUUCACAGCCCCAACUUUCCUGAUCCCUAUCCUCCCGGUAUCACUUGCGAAUGGAACAUCGAUACUGUUGAAAAUCAUACCAUGUUCUUCCUCAUACCCAGGCUCUCGCUACCCCUGACCGCGCCAUGCUCGGAUUACCUGGUCAUACGAGAGAGCUCGAGCCCUUAUUCUGUGCAUACAUAUCAAACAUGUGAAAGCAACCCUGAUCCUGUAGUCAUUGUGGCGAGAAGCAAGAAACUUUAUGUCAAGUUUCAUUCCAGUAGUUUACUGAGUGCUGGGGGAUUUAAGAUGCGCUUUGCUACAUAUAAAGGUAAAACUAAAUAUGACAAAAUUAAGCUGACUUUAUUCCCCGCUUUCCACUACACUCGUUUUCAAACUAUAUAGUGGUUAUAUUAUGAUUUUGUUGUGCUUAAAUUUUGCAACAGUUAUCACUAAAAUAUCUUUGACAUCACUCGAAAUUCGUUUACACAUGGAUAAAGCAUAUACAGGAAAACGAGCCACAGAACUCAGAGUUGUACGUUUUUUUAAGUAGAAUUAGCCUUACUAAACAUUGACUGGCAGAGCUGCAGACCCUCCGACUCUCUCUCCCUCCACGAACCAGCUUCCCUGUCUCUGCCAUUAAUGACAGUGACCCAUACAUAUCUGGAGCAAGAUUGUUGCCCAAUAAAUUAUAAAAGUCGUAAAUGGUAUUAACAUCAUGAGUUCCAGCUAAUCCCAGUUGUUUUCUAAGGGCCGUAUCGCUAUAGACAAGUCAAAUCCAGCUUCUUGUUAACCGCGCAGACAAAAACAAAAGAAAGGGACUGAAACUAACGUCCAAGUUCCGCCAUCUUAUAGCUUCACUUCUUACACUCGAGAUUUCGUUCCAGAUAUACAUUGGUUAAUAUUAGUUCACAAGUGAUUUUUUUUGUUUUUUGCACAUUUGUACGUACAAAAGUUUUUUUUCAAUUCUAGUUUUGACUUUUAAAAGAAACUUGCAGAAUUACUCGACAAAAGCGUAAUCUCGUGUUUUUCCAUACAAUGAAACAUUUUCUGUUUUAGAUUUAGUGAGUGACUUGGUUGAAGACAUUAUCCAAGAUGGCAACAUGUAUAAUAAGAAGAGUCACAGGCAACUGUUACAGGUAAAGGAUCUUCUUUUAAGAGAAUUUUCAUGUAGUAUUUAUUUUGAAGAAUAAAAAUGUUAAAAAAAGGCAAGAGUUGGGUAUUGGUGUAGGUAUACAGCUAUUUCAAUUAAGGAUGUCCAGAGAAAACCGCACAACCUCCAAGCGCGAAAAGCAUUAUUAUUAUAAGAUCGUUUAGGCAAACAUAUUAGCACAUUUAUGCUAAUCAACUAAAUCAAGUGAAUUUAAUUCCCAAAGGAAUCAAGCAUAUCACAAAAACAACUUUCUUCAACAUUAAAAAUCUUUAAAAUUCCAAUGAAUUCUGCCAAGUUUGUCAGUUAUUGAAUUGGGUUAGAUGAGCAAAUGAAAUCUGAGAAAGGUGAUAAUAAACGGGAAUGCCGAUACCAAAACGGCUUGUGUGGAACGUAGCAACCGCAUGACAACGGAGUGUUCCGACUAUCAAUUAUAAUUACAUAUAUUGUGUACAUGCCCAUCGUUAUUUAAUCGCAUAGAGGUUGAGAGUUUGCAGUUUUGAUUUUUGACUUUGAAAAGAUUAAUAUAUAAUCUCAAUUGAAUUAGCUGUAUGUUGCAUGAGGUUAACUCACAGCGCAGGGAAUGAGGUUGAGGGAAAGUGGAAAGAUAUUUAGGGGAGAUGAGGCGGCAUGGACUCCAGCCUUCCUGGGUUUUUAGGCUUUAAACCAUAACACCCACGGUGGCCCUGCGCCCCUUAGUGGAACUGGAACGAUAACUCGGGCUGUAUUUUUGAAGCCAAGAUGGCGGGAAUUGAAGACGGUCCUGUUGGUAUGAUCCAGAUCCCCACGCCGAAACUCGCCGAAUUCAGUACGAACAUUCCAUUCCAUGUAAUUUUCCAAUAACUUUACCAUGGCCAAAGAAAGCUGGAGCCACUGGUUUCUCAGAAUAACCAAAUUUUAGAAACACUUCAUCAUAAAAAGCAAAUUAUUUGAAGACUGAAAAACAAGUUCAGAAAAAACCCUGCGGAGAGACACCAGCAAAAUUCUGUUUUUACUAGGACUGUACGAGAUUUGAACUGAACACAGAAUAAUAUGGACUGCAGUUGCAUUAAUCUUACCUUUUCAUUUAGUUCUUAGCUUUUAGGUAUUUAGCAUUAUAAUGUUAUCUAGCAUUAGAAUGAGCAUUUAUGUGCGAGAAUGGAAAAACAUCGAUAUCGGAAAACUUUAGCUCCCACGAAGCCCACGCAAAAAACACGCAUGUUUUAUAUCUACAAGAGAUCACUCUACAGGCAGCCAUCUUGGCUUCACCCAAUCAUACAACAAUUUACCUUGAGUUAUCGUUCCAGUAUUUAUAGAGUUAACCGCUUCCCCUCCUUUCCUCUGAAGUUACGUGACGUAUGUAUGUAAUGUGCACAUAGGCCACCCAGAGUGAGAGAGAGGGGGGGGGGAGACAAAGCUGGCUAAAGUGGACCCUAACUAAAAAUCAUGUUAAUAAACAAUAAUGUCAAAUCGUCUCUCAGAAAUUAGCCAAUUUGUAUUCCCCCCAGAUCACCCAAAUUAUCUGGGAGGUUCUGAAAUUUCGCACUAUACUUGCGAUUGGGAGGGUUUCAGCGACCUCAAAAAUACAAAUAAAAUUUCGACGUUUCGAGCGGCCUGUCGUCGGUGAAGUUAGUAACAUGAAUCUGGGAAAUAACUUGAGCUUUUGUACUAGUGAACAUAAAAGCGAUUACGUAAGAAAGAAUCGGAUGGAUUUGAUCAAAAUAAAGUGCAUUUUCUAUAUCCAUGCUACUAACUUCCUGACUUAAUCUCUGUCAAUCUCUGUCGAUCUGUCAAUCUGUUGAAUCUCUGUCAAUCCAAAGCUUUUUGGUAUUACAGUUACUGCCUACGCUGGCACAAGUCGUUUUUUGGAGUUCUUUAAUUAUUAUUUUAACAUAUCCAAAUAUGUCUGACUUUCAGUCCAGGAAAGCGUAAUCCAAAUAUAGGGUUAACCUCCGGUUUCUCGUGCAAAGGCCUUGAUACUUUUGUAAUACUAGGUUCUUUGAAUAAAUUUAUGUAUGUUGUUAUGUUAUGUUAUCCCUUUUUAUAAAAUAACCUUUUAAUAACGCCUGCGCUGAUUGGUUGAAAAGCGAAAAAUCCCGUGUUUCUAUAACGCUAUAGAACACGGAAAUUUUCCACGAACCUCAAAACAACACGCUAAAAACAAACGUUUUCGCCUGAAAUAUCGAUUAAAAAUCUUCGUCAACCUUAAAUUUUGUUAAACAAGCAAUGGAAAACACUUACCAAACGUUUUUUUCGCUUUAAAUUUUCUUUAAAUCAACUUUUUCAGUGUGUUUAUUUCCAUAAUGAUGAUGCCGGUAUUGUUGCUAGGCAACAUUUUCUUGUUAUUGUGUAAUGAGAAUAUACUUUUUAAUCGCGUUAAAAAUAUUGUUUUUGUGUUAUUAUCACAAGGUUAUUUAAUAAAGGAAAUAGAAAACAUUUUUUCCUGUGUUUCUAUAGAGUUAUAGAAAAACUUGUGCUAGUUUGGGAGAACUCGAAAUAACGUGGAAACACUCGCACUACGUGCUCGUGUUCCCACUGAUUAUUUCUCGUUCUCCCAAACUAGCACGCGUGUUUCUAUAACUCUAUAGAAACACGAAAAAUGUUUUCUAUUUCUUAACUUAAAUAUAACAAUGCUCAUGUGGUGUAAAAGUGCUCCUUAAUAGACAAUAUUUCCUCUUUUCCUUCCAGAAUGAAGACACAACUGCAGAUCUGUUCGCAGUGUUAGGAGAUCCAUUAACCUUUCCUUCUUACUAUACUGAGGAGUAUCUAUCGAAACUACCACCAUCUUUUAUCAAAUUCAUCAGUAGCAAAGUAUCAAAGUAUUUCUUCAAUCCCACAUAGAUAAACUACAGAUGCAGGAGGUAGCAGAGUUCUGACUGUAGACGUAUUUAGUGCGGCUGAACAGCCUAUAUGACUGUUGCUCAAGGACAACUAAAAAACCGUUCUGAACAAAUUUUUUAUGUAAAAUAUACUAAGUGUAAGUUGUAGAUAUGUAGAGUUGUAGUUGUAAAAUUUAGAGACGUUGUUGACUCAGAAUGCAGAAGAUUUGAAGAAUCCUGCCUGACAUCUGGCGCCUAAUCUCUGUAAAUGCUCACCUGUGGGUUAAAAAUAAAUAGAUGACAAAUAUUAGUAAUGUUGGGGAAGAAAAAAUGAUUGCUAAUAAAAUAUAUUGCUGAUGUUUACUGUUCAUGACUUAUUAAAAUAGAUUUGGUGUUGUAAAAUAGACCUACUGUGGUGUUGCUGACAUGUUAGAAGAGGUUCUAAGAGUCUCUCAUUAUUGUUGGGAAAUACACGUAUAUUGUCCA
Paramuricea clavata is the source of this 20127-nucleotide messenger RNA. The record is from the annotation of a GenBank genome assembly. Lineage: Eukaryota; Metazoa; Cnidaria; Anthozoa; Malacalcyonacea; Plexauridae.